CAAUCCCCCAGGCCUCGGAAGUGACGCAGCGCGCCCCGCCCCCGCCGCCAGAUCCGCUGCUGCUGCCGCGGCGGGCGGACCUGCAGGAGGCGGCGGCGGCGGCAGCGGCCGAGGCCGAGGAAAAAUGGCGGACGGUGUGGACCACAUAGACAUUUACGCGGAUGUGGGUGAAGAGUUCAACCAGGAAGCUGAAUAUGGUGGGCAUGAUCAGAUAGAUUUGUAUGAUGAUGUCAUCUCUCCAUCUGCAAAUAAUGGAGAUGCCCCAGAAGACCGAGAUUACAUGGAUACUCUCCCACCAACCGUUGGUGAUGAUGUGGGUAAAGGAGCAGCACCAAAUGUUGUCUAUACAUAUACUGGAAAGAGAAUUGCAUUAUAUAUUGGAAAUCUAACAUGGUGGACAACAGAUGAAGACUUAACUGAAGCAGUUCAUUCUUUGGGAGUAAAUGAUAUUUUGGAGAUAAAAUUUUUUGAAAAUCGGGCAAAUGGCCAGUCAAAGGGGUUUGCCCUUGUUGGUGUUGGAUCUGAAGCGUCCUCAAAAAAGUUAAUGGAUCUGUUGCCUAAAAGAGAACUUCAUGGUCAGAAUCCUGUUGUGACUCCAUGCAAUAAACAGUUCCUGAGUCAGUUUGAAAUGCAGUCCAGGAAAACUACACAAUCAGGACAAAUGUCUGGGGAAGGUAAAGCUGGUCCUCCGGGAGGCAGUUCACGUGCAGCAUUUCCACAAGGUGGUAGAGGACGGGGCCGUUUUCCAGGGGCUGUUCCCGGUGGGGACAGAUUUCCUGGGCCAGCAGGACCAGGAGGGCCACCCCCACCUUUUCCAGGAAAUUUGAUCAAGCAUCUUGUUAAAGGAACUCGGCCUUUGUUCCUGGAUACUAGGAUUCCAUGGCAUAUGGGGCACAGCAUAGAGGAAAUACCCAUUUUUGGCCUAAAAGCUGGACAAACUCCACCACGCCCACCCUUAGGUCCUCCAGGCCCACCUGGCCCACCAGGUCCUCCACCUCCUGGUCAGGUUCUGCCUCCUCCUUUAGCUGGGCCUCCUAAUCGAGGAGAUCGCCCUCCACCGCCAGUUCUCUUUCCUGGACAACCUUUUGGGCAGCCUCCAUUGGGUCCGCUGCCACCUGGUCCUCCACCUCCAGUUCCAGGCUACGGCCCCCCUCCUGGCCCACCACCUCCACAACAGGGACCACCUCCACCUCCAGGCCCCUUUCCACCUCGCCCACCUGGCCCUCUGGGGCCACCCCUUACACUUGCUCCUCCUCCGCAUCUUCCUGGACCACCUCCAGGUGCUCCACCGCCAGCUCCACAUGUGAACCCAGCUUUCUUUCCUCCACCAACUAACAGCGGCAUGCCUACAUCAGAUAGCCGGGGUCCCCCACCAACAGAUCCGUAUGGCCGACCUCCCCCAUAUGAUAGGGGCGACUAUGGGCCUCCUGGAAGGGAAAUGGAUACUGCAAGAACGCCAUUGAGUGAAGCUGAGUUUGAAGAAAUCAUGAAUAGAAAUAGGGCGAUCUCAAGCAGUGCUAUUUCAAGAGCUGUGUCUGAUGCCAGUGCUGGUGAUUAUGGGAGUGCGAUUGAGACAUUGGUAACCGCAAUUUCUUUAAUUAAACAGUCCAAAGUAUCUGCUGAUGAUCGUUGCAAAGUUCUCAUUAGCUCUUUGCAAGAUUGCCUUCAUGGAAUUGAAUCUAAGUCUUAUGGUUCUGGAUCAAGAAGACGUGAACGAUCAAGAGAGAGGGACCAUAGUAGAUCACGAGAAAAGAGUCGGCGUCAUAAAUCCCGCAGUAGAGAUCGUCAUGAUGAUUAUUAUAGAGAGAGAAGCAGAGAACGAGAGAGACACCGGGACCGAGACCGAGACCGGGACCGAGAACGUGACCGAGAGCGCGAGUAUCGUCAUCGUUAGAAGCUGAAGGAAGAGGAACACCUUCCAAGACAAAACAGUCUUCAUGAGGGAAACAUGACGCUUGUCCAGCAGUUUGCUUCUUGUGAUUGAACUGAACCUGUAAGGAUUCAUGGAUAAAAUGAACAGGAAUAGAUCUGAAUAAAGCAAAUCUGCAUAAAUGGUAACCAGUAGCUCUACUUUUAUUUUUUAUGUUGCUUAACUGUUUUAUUUGAAGGAAACCUGUGUGAUUUAAAAAGUUAUAGCUUUUGCAACUUUAUUACUGGUUAUAUACAUUUUGGCCAUUAUAAUGUGCAAGCAAUUGGAAAAAUGUCAAGUAAAUGCUUGUUUUUAUAGUAGUUUGUUCUUGUUAAAAAUGUUCAUAUGAUAAUGUCUGUAAACAGCACCACUUUGAUUACAAUAGAUGUAGUGUUGUAAUAAACUGUUUCAUGGGGCUGAUGUGUAAAGCUGUUCAAGUUAUUUGAUGUUUACACCUCAGGGAAAGUCUUGUGUUCAGCAAUAUCUAAAGAUAAUGUUACUAUGACAUUUAUACUGUCCUUUAAAAAAGCAUUGCAAUAGCAUUUUUGGAUAUGCAUCGAUCUAAUCUUGCGUUCAGUGAAUUAAACAUACUAAUUAAGUGUCUCUUGCCCUUGAUUUUGAUAUUAGAAUAGGUGAUUACAUGGAUAUUUAAUAUUUCUAUAUUCUGCUUUUCUAGCUGUUUUUACCUAGUUAGCUUGUGAUUUUGCUGAAUGGUAUGUAAAGUUGUAAAUUGAAAUUUCACAGACAUAGCAAUCCAGUCAAUGUGUUAGGGGUCAAAAAAUUUUGUGGUUUUAACAUUGUAGUACAAAACCAUACAUUAUUUGCUACAGUAAUGCAGCUUAUUUACCACACAGAUGUACUGAAAUGCCUAAUUGUAAACUGCUGGCAUUGAAGAAAUUUUGACAGUUCUGACUUGAUGCGGUAGUUAUUUGUGGUUUUAUAUUGAUAGUGCUUGUGGUUAAUUUUUGAAGCCAUGGGCAGUGUAAAUACAGCAGACAAAUUUAAGUAGAGAGCCUUAGUUUAUUUUUCAGUAACUAUAGAUUUCUGAAGGGUCUGAUGUUUAUUAACAUCGGGUCAUAUUCUCCUGUGUGUGUAAUGGGAGAUUAUAGGUGUACUUUAUCUCCAGUUUAAGGAAUUUUGUGUAUACUCAUGCAAUCUAUAUUGAUUCAUGCUAAGUUAAAGAUUAUUUUCAAACCUGCCUUGCAUAUUGGUCCCUAAGCACUUGGCUAGCUUAUGUUCUUAAUUGCAAAAUCAGCAUAGGCAGUGUCACCUUGAUUAGACAUUUUUAGAGAUAGGUCAUUCUGAAUCACUACUUCAGAAAUUUGAGUUAAGAUCCUUAAGCAAAUUAUAAUUUGCUUUUGAUGUUUUUAAGAUCUGAUUAUCUUUGAGAGAUCUGAUAAUACACAUUGGUUUUUAAAAAGUAUAGCCAAAAAUACUGAAGUAUUUUUAGGUACCGUAGAUAUUAUGCCAUAUGCAACUAUAGAAGCCCUCCAGAGAUUUGCACUGUAGUGCUUUACUUCCAUCUUGUGCACUGUCACACUAGGUCUUACAAAAUUAGUUGUUUGAAGUUAUUCACAUGAUUGCCAGUUUUAUUUUAAAACAUUUUGUGAGUAGAGUAUUUGUGCAUGGAAUCAUUGAUGUUUAUCAGAACUGUUUGCUCUCAAAUUUUUCAAGUGUUUUGUUGACAAUGUAGUUGCCUUUUUAACAUUAUUUGAGAGUUGUAUCAAAAUGAUUUUCUUGUUUUGUGUAUAGGUGUUGUUAGUUUAUGCAUUUCCUAGCUUUUUUAUAUUUUAAUUACAAUGCCCUAAUGCAAAGAAGGAUGGACAUAAACAUAUUACAAGGGAAAUUAGUUAAUAGUAAGCUUAAAAGGUAAGUAAAUGUCCAUGAGAAUAAAAUUUUCUCUGAAGAAUUUUAAAAUGGAAUCAUAAAAAUCUAACUGUGUUUGAACUUGAAACUGGAAAUUUUGUACUAAUUAAAUCCUUCAUUUACCUUUUCAUUUUUUAUCAGUGGAACCCUUUAAUUGCUCUUUCUAUAUCACUCUUCUCCCCGCGUGGCUGAUCUCAUAACGUGACUUGUUGCAGACAGUGUGAGUGUAUUAGACUUGCUUGCUGCUAGUCCAUUAUUUUUAAGUGUUGUCAGAAGGAAACUUUUUGGUUUGACUAAUUGAGUUUUGCAGUCUUUCUCAACCUGAUAACACAUGAAUGUAUAGCUGUAAAGGUAAAACUUGCAAGCCUUGUUUUAUUUUUUAUAUUCCUUCUGUUGUCUAUGGGCUGAUGUAAUUUGAAAAAAAAACACCCUUUUUUUAAUGUGUAAAAACAAUCCAAAGAGAUAAAUAUUUACACAAACACCAAAAAGAGAGAAAGUGUCCCAGAGACCUUUCAUUUCUUUUUAAACAGUGGAUAUGAAAACAAACUUGAGUUUAAUUUUAAACCAUAGCAUUUAUUAGUGCUAUGCAGUCACAUUCCUUUUCAGCCAGUAAAGGUACGAAUGAGUGAUGCAGCACCUGAAUGGUAUUGCUUCUGAAGCAACACUUUGAAUUGAAUGUGCUGCUUCUAGUUAAAGGACGUAUGUUGUGGAAAGAAUAUUCCAGUUUAAGUUUGGAAGUGUUUAUUUUGUCAGUUUUCAUGAGCAAGACUUGGAGUAAGUUGCAAUGGCUAUGGAUCGUAGUUAGUCCAUUUCAUGUCCCCUUUAUCAAAAUAGUCUUAAGCAGUUAACUACAAUUUAUAAAUAACUAUGGAUUGUAGCUUAAGGUGUUAUUUUCAUUUAAUUCUCCUGUGGAGAAUAUUGCUUUGUUUUUUACUAGUUUUUAAGGUCAGUUCUUAAACAUGAAGGUUUUAAUGAAUGUUGUAUAACAUUUUAUAGUGAAGGGGGAAAGUUGUUGGAAGGGUAAAGACUUUCUCUUUCCCUUAUGUAUUUAAAUGUGCCAAUAACCUAAAUACAUACUGUUUUAUACAAUGAGAUGCUACUACUACAAGACUUUCUGUUGGAGUGCUCUUGACAUUUUGGUUUUCAUUACCUGAAUGAUCAUUGCAUUUUCUGUAUUUUAUAAGGUGACUCCAAUUUUGUGUUUUAAGCUUUAGCUUGUUAUUUUAAGAGAAAGUUUGUGUCCUGAUACCUUACUGAAAACACAGUAUUGAGAAUUCUUGGUGUUUUACAGAAACUGCCUUUUAAACUUUAAUCCAUUAAGUUCAUUUGCAUCCCAUAGCCGUCUGUAAAUGUUUCCCAUAGUUGUAUGUACUUAAAUGCACGCUUAUCCAUUGUACAUGUUAGACAUUUUUGUGCUAAAAUAUAUUAAGUGGGAUUUUUGUAGCAAAGCAUUCUAUUUUUCUGUUUUUAAAGUGUGUGUUGUUUGUUGUUUUUUUGUUUUUUUACAUUAAUCUUCAGUUUAAACACUGGUGUAUUUUUUUUUAGCAACUUGACUCUUAGAAGCCUUAGACUAAUUUUUUAAUAAAUAUUCAACCAAAAAUUAUAAAUUUAUUAAGAUGUGGCCUUACAUAUAGCAUUCCUUGUGUUUGUAAUGUGAGAUUUUUGAUUUAGAGAAAUCAAGACAUUCAGGAUUUAAGUUUCAUUGUAAGUUGAAAUAGAAAACGUGUUAAAAUGUCUAGGCUUCUGGGAGGAAGUUCUUAUAGUCUUCUUUCUUGGCAUUAGAAAGAAGCAAUAUGAAUUUUUAUGAGUAUUCAAAAUAUUCCGGUAGUUGUAUCCUGUUCAGAUUGAUUUAGGCUUGUCUUAACCAAUGUUUCUUUAAAAUUUCAGGUUGGUAUUCACUUUGAGUAUGCAGCUACUAUGGUUUUUGUAUGGGACGUAUAAGACUUGGGUAGUUAUAGACAGAUUUUAAUAUUUUAAAGACUUCCUGCUAUAUUAACCAACGUAUUGUAAUGGAGUCUUUUAAAAUAUUAGGUAGAACUUAAUUGAAGUCACACAAAUCUUGAAAUGGUAUCUGCGGAUAGUAGAUACUAUGGAAAGCUUUUCAUGUGGGAGUAUCCUAAACUCUGCCAUGGGUGUAAAUGUUUUACAUUAAUUUCAUAAUUGAACAGACCCUGCAUUCAGUAAAAACAUUUCAUUUUCAAGAUGUUUUUUUCUUGUUUCAUUGUUACUGCAUAACACUUCUCAGCAUUCUGUGAGUUAAAUUAUUUUAAAAUACAAUGGUGAAUUCAUGUUUAUUUUUUUACUUUGAAAAUUGUAGUACUCAGGUGGCAUUUAAUGGGAAAGGAUCCUUUGGGGUAAAUCAUAGUGUAUUCCGAGGAAUGCAUCUAUAACAUUGAUGACUUUAGCCUUAAAAAAAGGUCUAUUAUUCCUUCUUCCUCUUCAUCCCAUGGUAUAUUAGCAAAGUAGUUUACAGCCUUAUACAGCCUUACAAAGUUGUUUUACAAUUUUUAAUGGAAAGCCCUUAACAAAAAAAUUGUAUCAUAUUGCCAGUAUCCAUGAAUUACUGAAUCACGGUUUGUAAAUAAUUUGUUUAAUAUCAGAAGGCCAAAGAAAGUCUUAAAAUUUUAGCUAUUGACUAUGGUGACUUCACAAAAAGAUUUCUGUGCAAAGGUAAGGUGAUAUUUGAUGAAAAUGACAUCUUUUUGGUGUCCAUGAAAACUAGAUUUCCAUAUUAGCUUCUAUUAGAAAGCUCAUUCCAUUUUAUUAAAAUGUUUGUAAUUACAAUUUUGUGUUUAAUGUUUACGUUCUGUCUUUUCUUUCUUUAGCAUUUAGGUGAUUGUUCAGCAGUUUGCUGUAUGGCCGUUGUUGGCCUUAAACUGCACUAGGAACAAGCAUGGUAUUUAUCUUGUAUUGAAAAUAAAACUCAGUUUUGAUAAUA
Molecule: messenger RNA, 6713 nt
Organism: Rhinolophus ferrumequinum (greater horseshoe bat)
Lineage: Eukaryota; Metazoa; Chordata; Mammalia; Chiroptera; Rhinolophidae
Gene: CPSF6
Product: cleavage and polyadenylation specific factor 6
Exons: 11
Coding region: 125-1894 (589 amino acids)
Biological process (GO): mRNA alternative polyadenylation
Cellular component (GO): mRNA cleavage and polyadenylation specificity factor complex
Molecular function (GO): mRNA binding
Source: RefSeq, a predicted model, not a curated record